Messenger RNA from Arvicola amphibius (Eurasian water vole), 891 nucleotides. It is a transcript of the gene Six2, whose product is annotated as SIX homeobox 2. Gene Ontology annotation, biological process: kidney development; regulation of transcription by RNA polymerase II. Gene Ontology annotation, cellular component: nucleus; transcription regulator complex. The record is from RefSeq and is a predicted model, not a curated record. Bases 1 to 891 code for a protein of 296 amino acids. Lineage: Eukaryota; Metazoa; Chordata; Mammalia; Rodentia; Cricetidae. The transcript has 2 exons. Gene Ontology annotation, molecular function: DNA-binding transcription factor activity, RNA polymerase II-specific; RNA polymerase II cis-regulatory region sequence-specific DNA binding.
AUGUCCAUGCUGCCCACCUUCGGCUUCACGCAGGAGCAAGUGGCGUGCGUGUGCGAGGUGCUGCAGCAGGGCGGCAACAUCGAGCGACUGGGUCGCUUCCUGUGGUCGCUGCCCGCCUGCGAGCACCUCCACAAGAAUGAAAGCGUGCUCAAGGCCAAGGCCGUGGUGGCCUUCCACCGGGGCAACUUCCGCGAGCUCUACAAGAUCCUGGAGAGCCAUCAGUUCUCGCCGCACAACCACGCCAAGCUGCAGCAGCUGUGGCUCAAAGCGCACUACAUCGAGGCAGAGAAACUGCGCGGCCGGCCCCUGGGCGCCGUGGGCAAGUACCGCGUGCGACGCAAGUUCCCGCUGCCGCGCUCCAUCUGGGACGGCGAGGAGACCAGCUACUGCUUCAAGGAGAAGAGCCGCAGCGUGCUGCGCGAGUGGUACGCGCACAACCCAUACCCGUCGCCGCGGGAGAAGCGCGAGCUGGCGGAAGCCACCGGCCUCACCACCACGCAGGUCAGCAACUGGUUCAAAAACCGGCGGCAGCGCGACCGGGCGGCCGAGGCCAAGGAAAGGGAGAACAGCGAGAACUCCAAUUCCAGCAGCCACAACCCGCUGGUUUCCUCGCUCAACGGCAGCGGCAAGUCGGUGCUAGGCAGCUCCGAGGAUGAGAAGACACCGUCGGGGACGCCAGACCACUCGUCGUCCAGUCCCGCAUUGCUGCUCAGUCCUCCUCCGCCCCCUGGGCUGCCCUCCCUACACAGCCUGGGCCACCCUCCCGGCCCGAGCGCAGUACCCGUGCCAGUGCCGGGUGGAGGCGGCACGGACCCUCUGCAGCACCACCACAGCCUACAGGACUCCAUACUCAACCCCAUGUCUGCCAACCUUGUGGACCUGGGCUCCUAG